AUGGGAAAUCAGGUGCUCAGUAUCGGCGGCGUCACUGAUAAAAUCAAGUCCGUGGAUGCAGCUCCACAAGGCUUACUACUCUUUGACAUGACUGCCCAAACCUGGAACGAUAAAUAUGACGCCAAAGCCAAGAAUUAUGUUCGGGCUAAAAGUCUGGACGAGUGGUAUCAGAACGGAAGUAUGGACAAGGUUGUCUGGUCUUCCGAGCAGGUGAGGGCCCUGUUUGUGACAGAUGCGGACGCUGAACCUCCAGGGAGCGCGCCUAGCAAGCUACCAGACAUCCCCAAUGGCACAGAGCAAGCGGACUCACGCCAAGAUUUCUCAACGACUCAAACUCCAGUCGGGGCUAUCGCAGGAGCCGGAGCCGGGGGAAUGCUUGCUCUGGCUAUCAUAGUUUCUCUGGUGAUUUGGAUGAUCCAUCAUCACAAAAAAGCCAAGAAAGAAAAGGACAAGACCACCCAGUGGCCGCUGCCUCUAAAACAUUCCAGCGAAUCUCCAAUCAUGGAGAUGCCAAUUUACGAACCGGAAUUUGAUAGGCUUUGUGGUUACUGGUACCCAUCAGGACUAGCAAACAACACAGUGAGGGACAGUGCGCGGAUGUCGGUGCAAAGAGUCGAAGUCAGCGUCGACCACGACCAUUGGGAGUUGCCAGUGGCCCCAAAGGAUCACUCGGUUCAUGGGUUAAGACGAGUAACUAGGGGGGUUGGCAUGGGAAUCGAUCACAACAAUUGGGAUCUGCAAGAUAGGCGAAGUUUCUGAAGGUCUUGGAGAGUCCAGAGUUACUAGAGGAAGAGGAAUAUCGACACCAGUAUACGAUGCUUCUGUCCGAUGACUGCUGAGCCUCA
Podospora pseudocomata is the source of this 845-nucleotide messenger RNA. RefSeq lists its product as uncharacterized. Lineage: Eukaryota; Fungi; Ascomycota; Sordariomycetes; Sordariales; Podosporaceae. The record is from RefSeq and is a predicted model, not a curated record. The coding region runs from base 1 to 759 and encodes 252 amino acids. The transcript has 2 exons.